Molecule: messenger RNA, 353 nt
Organism: Boeremia exigua
Lineage: Eukaryota; Fungi; Ascomycota; Dothideomycetes; Pleosporales; Didymellaceae
Exons: 2
Coding region: 5-244 (79 amino acids)
Source: RefSeq, a predicted model, not a curated record
ACCCAUGGCAGGUAUGUGGUAUCGUAAGUCUUGUCUCAGCUUGAAACUUUGGACAAUAAUACUUGAAAGCGGAGCUCAUCGUCUUUUUCCGGCGGGUCCUUUUGGCAACCGGCUCGAAUGUGACGUUUUCAGCACACUGAGCAACGGGAUCUGUUUGAUCUACAGAGACCCGUGGGGAUUCUUCAGAGUGCGUUGUCGCGAAAUAUCUUGCUUGGUCAGCCACUUGGGCGUGUUGUACUUGUGAGGCGGGCCAUGGAAUGGGACUAUCGUGAUAGUUGUUAGGGUAUACGGAGUAUUCGAAGAGCUCGCCCACUGAAUAACCUUGGGUGCUGCUCAUAAAGGAAGGAGGACUC